Messenger RNA from Anolis carolinensis (green anole), 1032 nucleotides. RefSeq names its product ankyrin repeat domain 39 (gene ankrd39). The transcript has 5 exons. NCBI's taxonomy places the organism in Eukaryota, Metazoa, Chordata, Lepidosauria, Squamata, Anolidae. Gene Ontology annotation, molecular function: protein binding. The record is from RefSeq and is a predicted model, not a curated record. The coding region runs from base 216 to 776 and encodes 186 amino acids.
UGGCGGCUGUCAAGGAAGACGCGGGAGUGUUGUUGUGGGAAGACGCGACUUUUACCACGUUUUAAAAGGGAAUUUUAGGGAACUGAGGUUAGAGGACGUGUUCCCCCCAAAUUGGGAGCAGCUGAGGAAGGAGAAAACCUUGAAAUGGACCUGUAGCUGCUUGUUGUAGUUGUAGCAUUUGGAGGAGACGACAUUCCCAAGGAGGGCAGUUGAGCAUGGCUUCCUCCCCAGGAUGUGGCAAGGAGGACUCCUGUUGCUCCCACCGGAUGGCGGUGCCCAGCGUCCACCAGACUCUGGACGAGAUGGAUUUCGAGAGAGGGAUUUGGUGUGCUGCUCUGAACGGAGACCUCGAGAAGGUCAAACGGCACGUUCUGAAUCAUGGAAACCCCAGUGAGCCGGAUGCCUUUGGAUACACUGCUUUGCACUACGCCAGCCGUCACGGGCAUUAUGACGUCUGCCGUUUCCUCCUGGAGAGGGGAGCCCUUUGCGACGCCCAGACCCAUGGCGGGGCAACGGCACUCCACCGUGCGGCUUACUGUGGCCACAUGGAUGUUGCCAAGCUUCUGCUGUCCCACGGGGCCGACCCGGGUGCUACAGAUGACGAGGGGAAGACCUGCCUGCACAAGGCUGCUGAGAACGGACACCACGAGGUCUGCCGCCUUCUGUUGGAGCACAGCACAGGACUGAGGCAGGUGCGGGACAAGAGCCUCCGGCGCCCCUGCGACCUGGUUCCAGACCAGAAGGAAGACCUGAGGAGGCAGCUUUCCGACCAAUGACCCGUGUGUUGGUGGCGCAUAAAACCAGCCUCUUCUCUGAGACCUCUGUUUCUCAAUUCUGCCGUCCUCCAGAUGUUUAGCAUUUCCUCUCCCAGGAUCCCCUGCCACUAGUUUUGCUGGCUGGGGCUUUGGGAAGUUUUACUUCAGAAACAACUGGAGGACCGAAGCUAGAGAACUAUUGUCGUAGGGAACUGACUUCAUACCAUCCCUGUGUUUGUUGUCAUCCGCUAUUACAACAAAGCAACUGCAAACCCAA